AUGAAUACGAUGGGGCCCGAUCUGGAAGCCGGGUCGAACGGGUCACGAUUGGAUCAGGCGGAGACACGCAGUCGUCUGACAGGAACCCGACCGAACAAAAGGAGACAAGGUAAAAACAAGCAUAAUUAUGGGGUAGAGACAACAGCUUACCAACCCCGAGGAACGAACACAUACCGACCGCAAAUAGGAAACAAAGGAAGAUUCAAUCCAAAUCUGGAAGCAGCCCCGCCAUCACCCGGGGGACAAGGCCGCAAAGCAGGAGACGAGAUCCUGCAGGAAGCCAAUAGCUGUCAACCGAGCCUCAGUGACGUGGCAUCAACGUACAGGAGCCACAGGGCCGAACAGCGUACACUUGGCGAUGCAAUCAAUCAAGAACGGAGUAAGGGACGUUUUGUAUGCAGACACGCGCCCUCAACUCCUCGAGUUAAUAAGUGA
Molecule: messenger RNA, 435 nt
Organism: Aspergillus costaricaensis CBS 115574
Lineage: Eukaryota; Fungi; Ascomycota; Eurotiomycetes; Eurotiales; Aspergillaceae
Exons: 4
Coding region: 1-435 (144 amino acids)
Source: RefSeq, a predicted model, not a curated record